AUGGUUUAUAAAUUAGUCUGUUUAGGAAAUCCCCUACUGGAUAUCCAGUUCGAUGUCACCAAAGAGUACCUUGACAAGUACGGAUUGAAAGAGAAUGAUGCCAUUUUGGUAGAAGAGAAACAUAUGCCAAUUUUCGAUGAUGGCCUUAAAGAUCCUUCUGUUAAAUUAGUUGCCGGUGGUGCCGCACAGAAUACUGCUAGAGGAGCUCAAUACCUACUUCCAGAAAUCUCUGUAGUCUACUUUGGUUCUGUUGGUAACGACAAAUACGCUGAGAAGUUGCACGAAGCCAACAAAUCUGUCGGUCUGGCCACUAGGUACCAAGUUCAACCUGACAUUGGAACUGGUAAGUGUGCUGCUCUGAUCAAUGGCCCAAAUAGAAGUUUGGCCACCGAUUUGGGUGCUGCAAACCAUUUCAAGCCUUCUCAUUUACAAAAGCCGGAAAAUUGGGAGCUUGUCGAGAAGGCUUCCUUUUUCUACAUUGGUGGAUUCCACUUAACUGUGUCUCCAGAGGCUAUCAUCUUGCUAGGAAAACAUGCUGCUGAGAACAACAAAGACUUUGUUAUCAACUUCUCAGCUCCAUUCAUUGCUCAGUUUUUUAAAGACCCUCUCGAUCAAGUUGUUCCAUACGCUGAUUAUAUCAUUUGUAACGAAUCUGAGGCUGCUGCCUAUGCCGAAUCCCAUGAUUUGAAAGACAAGUCAUUGGUAGAGGUUGCAACUUACAUCGCUAAACUACCAAAAGUCAACUCAAAGAAGCCAAGAACUGUCAUUUUCACUCAAGGUUUAGACCCCACCUUGGUGGUUCGCGUUGAUGCUCAAGGUGAAGCUCAAAUCUCUGAAAUUGUCGUUCAUCCUUUGGCUGCGGACAAAGUCGUUGACACCAAUGGUGCCGGUGAUGCUUUCGCCGCUGGUUUCGUUGCUGGUCUUGUUCAAGGUAAAGAUCUGUUUGAAAACAUUGACAUCGGACAAUGGUUGGCAGCCGAAUCGAUCCAACAAGUUGGACCAUCGUAUCCUUUCCCUAAGAAGACUUAUCCUGGCAAGAAAAACUAA
This is a messenger RNA of Komagataella phaffii GS115, 1047 nucleotides long. RefSeq names its product Adenosine kinase, required for the utilization of S-adenosylmethionine (AdoMet). The record is from RefSeq and is a predicted model, not a curated record. Gene Ontology annotation, molecular function: adenosine kinase activity. NCBI's taxonomy places the organism in Eukaryota, Fungi, Ascomycota, Pichiomycetes, Pichiales, Pichiaceae. The transcript has a single exon. Bases 1 to 1047 code for a protein of 348 amino acids. Gene Ontology annotation, biological process: purine ribonucleoside salvage. Gene Ontology annotation, cellular component: nucleus; cytosol.